CUCUCUAACCACAUGCGCUUUCACAGCAUCACUGCGGAAGAUUCCAUAAGUAGUUUUACUGUCAAGCUGUUUAGCAAUUGAAGAUGAUGGAGUCGGCUCUUGAACUCGUGCCUCUCAAUUACGCUCCACCGAUUUCCCCAAUGUUUCAACCACUUACUCCUCACGACUCAAACUUAACUGGCCAUAAGAGGGUGAGAACAUCGGAUAUUAGUCCUAGUACAUUUACAUACGAGAGACGUGCUAAGAAGAACGCAAGAACUGUAUCAGAGAAAGUUAUUGAACAUUCUGAUCCAUUUGCUGUAAGAGCUGUAGUGGAAAAAUGUGAAACUGGGGAGUAUGGAAGCGUGACAAAGGAAUUGAAGGGACUUCUGUCUUUGAAUGCUAGGUUUCGGAAUAAAUAUUAUGCCCUUUAUCCUGAAGUUAAACUUAAAUAUGAAGGUGUUGAUGUGGCGUACUACAGUAAUGAUAUUGUAAGUUUGGAAAAUCCAGCUAGCUCUUCUGGUCAGACUAAUAAUGUGAUAGAUUUGGAUGGCGAUGAAGAUGUUGUUGUGGUUGCUUCACCUUCUGUAAACAAUGUGAAGGGACAAAUUGUACCACUUGUCAUUAUUGAUUCUGAUGAAGAAGAGCCUGAGCCUGAGCCUGAGCCUGAGCCUGAUCGUAAUAAACGUCUCCUUUGUCCAUUCCAAGAGGUUGCUUUGCCAAAAUCUGAGGAAUUUUUAAUGAAGAAUUAUCUGGACAUGAGUUAUCCCCCACGAUCAAAUACCAAAAAGAUUCAGGAAAAGAGCACUGCACGACCAAGUAGCAAAAAGAUUAAGGAAAAGAGUUCUCAUGUUGGACCAAGUAUCAAAAAGGAAGAUGUAGACCAAAAUCUUGAAGAAGAAUACAAACCAAUUAGUAUUAAAAAGAAGUCUAAAAAAGAUAAAGGUGUUUAUGCCGGGAUGGAGGAUGAUGAGUUAGAGGAACCUCAGGAAAAUGAAGCUGAGAAAGAGAAAGAUAAAGGUGUAUAUGUCGGAGUGGAGGAUGAUGAGUUAGCAGAACAUGAUGAAUCUGAAUCCGAACAGGAAGAUCUGUCUCACAUUUGGACGGAGAUGACUGUUGCAUUAGAAUGUUCAAAGGUUGCUUCUGUUGAUCCUCCUCCAACUGAGGAACAUGUACAAGAGGAAGGAGAUGAUUGUGACCAUGACUUUAUCUUGAAAGAUGAUAUUGGUUAUGUUUGCUGCAUUUGUGGGGUCAUUCAGAGAAAAAUUGAGACCAUAAUUGAGUACCAAUAUGCAAAGAGCUCAAGAUCGGGACGGACUUCCAAAUAUGAACCCAGGACAUCUAAAGAAAAGGAGUCUAUUGAAACGACUCAUGAUGGGGUUAAAUAUUCAGGAAAGAAUUUCAUUGUUGCCGAAAUGUUUGCUCACCCAAGGCACAGCAAGCAAAUGAAGCCACAUCAAGUCGAAGGGUUCAAUUUUCUGUUGAGUAAUUUAAUGGCAGACGAACCUGGUGGCUGUAUCAUGGCUCACGCUCCAGGAUCCGGAAAAACUUUCAUGAUAAUCAGCUUCAUACAAAGCUUCAUGGCUAAAUAUCCUCUUGCUCGACCAUUAGUCAUACUUCCCAAAGGCAUCUUAACAACAUGGAAAAAAGAAUUCCAAAGAUGGCAAAUUGAAGAUCUUCCACUUUUCGACUUCUAUUCUGUAAAAGCAGAUUCAAGAACUCAGCAGCUUGAAGUCUUAAAACAAUGGGCUAGCGUGAAAAGCAUUCUAUUUCUAGGGUAUAAACAGUUUUCCACCAUUGUAACCGACGACGAAAGAAACAAAGUGGCCGCCGCUUGUCAGGAGAUAUUACUAACUUACCCUUCAAUCCUCAUCUUGGACGAGGGACAUACUCCGAGAAAUGAGAACACUGACGUUCUAAAUUCGCUUCGAAAGAUCCAAACGCCUAGAAAGGUAGUACUUUCGGGCACACUGUAUCAGAACCACGUGAAGGAAGUUUUCAAUAUAUUCGAUCUUGUCCGUCCAAAGUUCUUGAAAACCGAAACUUCCAGAUCCAUCAUCCGUCGGAUAUUGAGUCGAGUCCCAAGCGUCAGACGUCACGUGAAAGCCAAGGGUUUGGAAAGCGUCUUCUUCGAAUCGGUUGAGCUCGCGCUUCAGAAAGACGAAAACUUUAAGAGGAAGACAACCGUCAUACAGGACCUACGCGAAAUGACGAGGAACGUUCUUCAUUACUAUAGGGGAGAUUUUCUAGACGAAUUACCCGGGCUUAUUGAUUUCACGGUCUUUCUUCAUCUAACUCCUUCUCAGAAGCUCGAACUCGAAGACGUGAGGAAUUUAGUUAGGAGAUUUACGAUUAGUUCGCAUGGGAGUGCUCUUUACGUCCACCCGAAGCUGAAAACCCUUUUGAAGAGUUCGUCUAACCGAGAACAGAAUAUCGACGAUGUCAGAGUGGAUCAAUUGCUGGAGAAGAUUGAUUUACGAGAAGGUGUGAAGGCUAAGUUUUUCCUGAAUUUAAUCUCGUUAUGUGAAUCAGCCAACGAGAAACUGCUAGUCUUCAGCCAAUAUCUUCCCCCUUUAAAAUGUCUGGAACGUUUAGCGGUUAAAGAGAAAGGUUGGAGCAUGGGGAAAGAAUUAUUUGUUAUAACAGGGGACUCGAGUACCGAAAAUCGAGAAUGGUCGAUGGACUGCUUUAAUAAUUCGCCAGACGCAAGAGUUUUUUUCGGUUCAAUCAAGGCUUGUGGGGAAGGAAUUUCAUUGGUGGGGGCUUCUCGAAUACUUAUAUUGGAUGUUCAUUUGAAUCCUUCAGUUACUAGGCAAGCAAUUGGGCGCGCUUUUAGGCCCGGGCAAGAGAAGAAGGUUUAUGUUUACAGAUUGGUAGCGGCUGAGUCUCCGGAAGAGGAGGAUCACAUGACAUGUUUUAUGAAGGAAUCAAUUGCGAAAAUGUGGUUCGAGUGGAAUGAGUACGGCGGUAAACAGGAGUUUGCGAUGGAGACUGUGGACAUAACGAACUGUGGCGAUCAGUUUCUUGAAUCUCCUAAGUUGAUGGAAGAUAUUAAAUCUCUGUAUAGAAGGUUGGUUGGUUAUUUAUUUUAUUUUUCAGUAUUAAACAAAAUUUGAUUAUUUUAUUUUUUU
This is a messenger RNA of Impatiens glandulifera, 3110 nucleotides long. Its product is annotated as protein CHROMATIN REMODELING 35-like. Bases 84 to 3095 code for a protein of 1003 amino acids. NCBI's taxonomy places the organism in Eukaryota, Viridiplantae, Streptophyta, Magnoliopsida, Ericales, Balsaminaceae. Gene Ontology annotation, biological process: gene silencing by siRNA-directed DNA methylation. Gene Ontology annotation, molecular function: ATP binding; ATP-dependent chromatin remodeler activity. The transcript has 6 exons. The record is from RefSeq and is a predicted model, not a curated record.